Messenger RNA from Striga hermonthica, 1740 nucleotides. NCBI's taxonomy places the organism in Eukaryota, Viridiplantae, Streptophyta, Magnoliopsida, Lamiales, Orobanchaceae. The record is from the annotation of a GenBank genome assembly.
AUGAUGAUGAUAUCGUCCAUGGCGUCGCCAUCUUCAGCUACUGUGAGGGUCGAGAAAGCGACGAGCGAGUUCUUGAUCGGGCCCGAUUGGACUCUGAAUAUGGAUAUUUGCGACACCGUUAACUCCAAUCAGAUGCUGGCAAAAGAUGUCGUGAAAGCUGUGAAGAAAAGGUUGCAGCACAAGAACCCUAAAGUUCAAUUGCUUGCUUUAACGCUUCUCGAGACGAUGGUCAAGAAUUGUGGCGAUUAUGUGCAUUUCCAAAUAGCCGAAAGAAAUAUACUGCCAGAGAUGGUGAAAAUUGUUCGCAAAAAGACAGAUAUGCAUGUGAGGGAUAAAAUUUUAACUCUGAUUGGCUCUUGGCACGAUGCAUUUGGUGCUGGAGGGAGAUAUCCACAGUAUUAUAUGGCUUAUGAGGACCUCAGGCGCACGGGUGUGAAUUUUCCUCAACGUCCACCGGAUUCAGCUCCAAUAUUGACUCCACCCGUUACACAUCCGAUAUCGAGACAGCCUCAGCCGGGUUACGGUAUGCCGAGUAGCUCCUCGACAAGGCUCGAUGAAGUUAUGGCAGCAGAUCAAAGUAUAAGUUUAGCGACCUUAAACUCCAUGCAGGAUGUUCUUGGUCUAUUGACUGAGAUGUUGCAAGCUGUUGAUCCAAAUGAUCGCUCGGCUAUAAAAGAUGAAGUGAUAAUCGAUCUUGUCGAGCAAUGCCGUACCAAUCAAAGGAAGUUGGUGCAGUUGCUGGCCACCACUGGGGAUGAAGAACUUCUUGGUCAGGGUCUUGAACUUAACGAUAAACUACAAAUUGUGCUUGCAAAACACGAUAGUAUAGCUUUGGGUAACCCAGUACCACCCAAUGUAACAAAUACCCCUCCAACAGAACCUGAAAAAAAACCCGAGUCGAGUCCCAAAUCUCCUCAAGCCAGCGCGCCUAUUAACGCAACAUCUAACGAUCCUCCUGCGCCACCUGGCGGUAAGGGUUUGAAUUUGAUCGAUGAAGAGGAUGAAGAGGAAGACGAUUUUGCCCUGCUUGCUCGCAGACACUUGAAAACGCGUGUUGUCCCGGCUUCAGAAGCUCCAUCGAGUCCUUCGAUGAGCAAUGCACUUGUCCCGAUUAGUGGUCCAACUACAGGCCCGGCCCAAACCCGAGAUAAAGACAUCAUAGACCUACUCAGCAUAACCUUAUCAACUGACCAGAACUUUCAGGCCCCCAGCUCGAGAAAUCACAACGCUCGACCCGAAAAUGUCCCUUCAACUGGACCUUACCCUGGAAAUCCUGGUUUAGCCUACAACAACUAUGUAGCUCCUUGGGCUCAACCCCAGCCCAGUCCCAGUCCCAGUCCCAGUCCCAGUCCCAAUUUCCAUCAGCCUGUUUACAGUUCCCAACCGGCCCAGUUUGAGACGACCCAAUUGACCACUUACCCUCCUCCACCUUGGGCUGCCACGCCUGGUUAUUUCACCAAUCAACGGCCUUACAACUACUCGAACCCGAGACCUUCCUUUUCGUCUAACCCUAGACCUUUGUUAAAUAAUGAAUCUAAGCAACAGUUUAAUAACUCUGGUUCAGGUUCAGCUGCACCGAAUGUCGGGCCAAAGCCGUUUGUUCCAUCAUAUAGAUUGUUUGAUGAUCUCAAUGUGUUUGGUAAUAAUGCUGAUGGGAGAUUUCAAUCGACGAGUAAUGCAUCGUCUGGCUUAUCGGGAUCGAAUAGUAAUAAUCACAGUAUGGUUGGAGGAAAGAAGUGA